CAGUCAGUCAGUCAGUCAGUCAUUACGGGGACAGUAUGGAGUUCAGGUCUCUCUCUGUGAUACUCUUGCUGACUGUCCUCAUCCACAGUGGACAAACAGCGAGACCAAAAGCUACAGUGACAAUACACCCAGCUGAUCCUGUGUUCACCGGAGAGACAGUCACUCUCACGUGUCAUAUAGGAAGUGGAGAUGGCUGGUAUUAUGAGUGGUUUAAGGAUGGUAAGUCUCUAAGUGAAGCUCAACAGGGGAAGGAAUACACCAUUUCUAAAGUUGCUGAGUCUAAUGGAGGAGUUUAUACCUGUAAAGGAAGACAGUCAACACAGCCGAGUUACUCAGACACCAGUGAUGCUGUUACACUGACUGUAUCAGAUCUACCCAAACCUACACUGACUGUAGAACCAGAGAGACCUGUGUUCAGUGGAGAGUCAGUCACUCUGAAGUGUGAGAUUAAAGGUUAUGAUGGAUGGACGUAUCAGUGGUAUAAACUGGAUCCAUGGCGUAGAUGGACUGCAGUGUCUCAGUCUGUGUAUUACAAUGUAAACAGAGACACUCUCACCAUCAGAGGAGACACUGUGAUUAAUGGAGAUCAGUAUCUGUGUAGAGGAGAGAGACAUGACAGACUAACAUCAUCAGAGUACAGUUCCUCUGUUACUCUCACUGUAAAGGCUUUACCUACUGCUGAACUCACUGUAGAGCCCAAAUGGAGUCCUGUGUUCAGUGGAGAGUCAGUCACUCUGAAGUGUGAGAUUAAAGGUUAUGAUGGAUGGACGUAUCAGUGGUAUAAACAGGAUAAACAGAGUGGACUGACUGCAGUGUCUCAGUCUGAGUAUCACACUGUAAACAGAGACACUCUCACCAUCAGAGCAGACACUGUGAUUAAUGGAGAGCAGUACUGGUGUAGAGGAGAGAGACGUGACAGACCAACAUCAUCACAGUACAGUUCCUCUGUUACUCUGACUGUAAACGAGACACCAAAACCUGCGGUGUCCAUACAGCCUGAUGAUCAGGUGUUCAGAGGAGAGACUGUCACUCUCAGAUGUGACAUACAGGGAGGAGGAGUCUCUAACUGGCAGUACAGCUGGUUUAAAGAUGGUUCAUCCACUCCUGUCAGGAAUGAACAGCAGUACAGAAUCAGCUCUGUUACAGCGUCUGACAGAGGAACAUACACCUGUAGAGGAACAGAGAGAGGAACAUCACGCUACUCACACACCAGUGAUCCUGUUACACUGACUGUAUCAGAGAGACCAAAACCUGCGGUGUCCAUACAGCCUGAUGAUCAGGUGUUCAGUGGAGAGACUGUCACUCUCAGAUGUGACAUACAGGGAGGAGGAGUCUCUAACUGGCAGUACAGCUGGUUUAAAGCUGGUUCAUCCACUGCUGUCAGUAAUGAACAGCAGUACAGUAUCAGCCCUGUUACAGCGUCUGACAGAGGAACAUACACCUGUAUAGGAGCAGUGAGUGGAACAUCACGCAACUCACACACCAGUGAUGCCGCUACACUGACUGUAUCAGAGAGACCAAAACCUGCGGUGUCCAUACAGCCUGAUCAUCAGGUGUUCAGAGGAGAGACUGUCACUCUCAGAUGUGAAAUAAAGGGAGGAGGAGUCUCUAACUGGCAGUACAGCUGGUUUAAAGAUGGUUCAUCCACUCCUGUCAGUUAUAAACAGCAGUACAGUAUCAGCUCUGUUACAGCGUCUGACGGAGGAACAUACACCUGUAGAGGAGCAGUGAGAGGAACAUCACGCUACUCACACUACAGUGAAGCCGUUACACUGACUGUAUCAGGAAAACCCAAACCGACUGUGAGGGCGGAUCCUCGGAGCUCUGUCUACACUGGAGACACAGUUACUCUGACCUGUGAGGUGAAGUCUACUGGAUGGGAGUUUCUCUGGUACAAAGACUCUCAGCCAUUACAGCCUCAGAGUCCUGUAGAUAAAGGCACCAAGACACUGAGUGUAACAGUGUCUCAUGCAGGAACAGCAGAGUUUAGAUGUGCAGCACGCAGAGGAGCCUACACAACACAGACCAGUGCUCCAGCCGUGAUCACAGUUACAGCGAGACCAAAAGCUACAGUGACAAUACACCAAGCUGAUCCUGUGUUCAUCGGAGAGACAGUCACUCUCACGUGUGAUAUAGGAAGUCGACAUCAUUGGCAGUAUGACUGGUUUAAGGAUAGUAACCCUCUCAGUGAAGCUCAGUGGAGGAAGGAAUACACCAUUUCUAAUGUUGCUGCAUCUCAUAGAGGAGUUUAUACCUGUAACGGAAGACGGUCAACACAGCCGCGUUACUCAGAGACCAGUGAUGCUGUUACACUGACUGUAUCAGGAAAACCCACACCGACUGUGAGGGUGGAUCCUCAGAGCUCUGUCUACACUGGAGACACAGUUACUCUGACCUGUGAGGUGGAGUCUACUGGAUGGGAGUUUCUCUGGUACAAAGACUCUCAGCCAUUACAGCCUCAGAGUCCUGUAGGUAAAGAGACCAACACAGUCAGAGUAACAGUGUCUGACAAAGGAAGAACAGAGUUUAAAUGUGCAGCACGCAGGAAAAACUACUUCGACUACAGUUACCAGCGCUAUGACGGCUACGACUACGACAACAGUAAGAAACGCCAUGUCUACUACAACGUCUACAACACACAUCGCAGUGCUCCAGCCAUGAUCACAGUUACAGCGAGACCAAAAGCUACAGUGACAAUACACCCAGCUGAUCCUGUGUUCAUCGGAGAGACAGUCACUCUCACGUGUGAUAUAGGAAGUGGACAUCAUUGGCAGUAUUACUGGUUUAAGAAUAGUAAACCUCUCAGUGAAGCUCAACAGAGGAAUGAAUACACCAUUUCUAACGUUGCUGCGUCUCAUAGAGGAGUUUAUACCUGUAAAGGAAGACAGUCAACACAGCCGCGUUACUCAGAGACCAGUGAUGCUGUUACACUGACUGUAUCAGAAACACCUAAACCUGAACUCACAUCAAGCCAUAAAGGAGCCGCACCGAUAGGAAAUCCAGUGGUUCUGUACUGUAAGCUGGAUCAGUCUGCUGGAUGGAGGUUUUACUGGUCCAAACACACACAGAGCCCUGAGAACGAGACCAAGACUGAAACACACUCCUACACCAUCAGCUCAGUCAGUGUCUCUGAUGGAGGACAGUACUGGUGCAGAGCUGGGAGAGGAACCCCAGUCUACUACACUCACUACAGUGAUGCUCUCUGGAUAAACGUCACUGAUGGUUCUGUGAUUCUGGACAGUCCUGUCCAUUCUGUGACUGAGGGAGAUCCUCUGACUCUGCGCUGUUUAUAUCGUGACCCAAAGCCCUCAAACCUCACAGCUGAGUUCUAUAAAGAUGGAUCACUCCUCCAGACUCAGACUACAGGAGAGAUGACCAUCCGUACUGUCUCAAAGUCAGAUGAAGGUCUCUACCACUGUAAACACCCAGAGAAAGGAGAGUCUCCACAGAGCUGGAUCUCAGUCAGAGGAGCUUCGUUCUCCGUCUUCAGUCUGCUCAGUAGUUUAAUGGCAGUGUCUCCGUAUCUGCUGGUGACCAUUGUGUUGGGGGUCAAAUGCUACAGAGCUCAAGGUGAGAACUCACAGUCUUCCUGUGGGUCACUUAUAACAAACACACUCAGAUGGACCUUUCAAUAUUAGCUAAUAUUCCCUAUUAAUAUAUGAACUUGAGCUUUGACUCAUUAGUAAUGUCCAUCACUGUGUAUUUCACAGCUAGACCUGAUGAGGAGAACAAGCAGUGACAGAAGCUGGAGCAUGAUGAUGAGUGUCAUGAGUUUUACAUUAGAAUUAUUCAACUGUGUGUUUUAAACCUCUUUCUCUCUUAUUCACAAUAAAUCAGGUUCAUGCUUAAUGAAUAUUUUUGCACGUCUUCAUUUGUUUGUCACUAUUAAUAUUUUUAUUUUUCAGUUCUGUCUUUAUAAACAGUUGAUACUGGCUUGCUUAAGCACAGAAUAUUUUAUUGUUAUAGUGUAAUAAACAUUGUACUUUCAUCAUAAAUAUGCAAGAGUAGUGUUGAUGUAGUUUAAUUUAUCUCCUUUUAAAAUAUAAUCACAUUGGAACAGUUCGCAUGUUUUAUCUAAGCUAAGAGUUUAUUCAUUUAUUAAGAUGUAUUUUUCUUUUAUAAUUGUUUUUGUAGUUGUUGUCGUGGUAUUUUAUCAUCUGUAGUAUCUUUUUUCAGUCAUAUCUCCUUUCGUUUGAAGGCUAGACAUAACUGAAGUGUGAUUCUGUACCGUUUGCUUUUGAUUUUUAAUAAAUUUUAAUAAU
Molecule: messenger RNA, 4262 nt
Organism: Pygocentrus nattereri (red-bellied piranha)
Lineage: Eukaryota; Metazoa; Chordata; Actinopteri; Characiformes; Serrasalmidae
Product: carcinoembryonic antigen-related cell adhesion molecule 5-like
Exons: 15
Coding region: 36-3638 (1200 amino acids)
Biological process (GO): cell surface receptor signaling pathway
Molecular function (GO): transmembrane signaling receptor activity
Source: RefSeq, a predicted model, not a curated record